AUGGAGGCAACACCGAUACCUCCAUUUAUUGGUGCAUUCGAAACAGAAGAUAUGUAUCAAUGUUAUUAUCAAUCAUUGAAUAUGAUUGGAUAUGAAUCAUUUAGAUUUUGGCAAGGUGUUUCAUACAACAACAGUAACAGUGAUGGUUUUACAAGAAAUAAUGGUCCAUUCAAAGGAACACCAUCUCCAUUGUAUAAAUCUACUAUUGCUCCAGAUGUGACUCGAUCAAGUAAUAUUCUAUUUAAUAUUAAUGAUAGAGUUGUCUCAUCCACCGUUGAAAAUGUAAAAUAUUGUACACCAUUGAUUACAUUUUAUACAAAUGAUACACCUACCAUUGAUAGUGUUAUCAAUAUUCAAUUUGGACAAGCAUCACUCGUUACAAUCAAAGGUAAUCAUUUUGGAAAAGAUCAUUCAUAUGUUUUGAUAUUAAUCUAUGGACAACAAUGCAAGUCACCAAGAUUUAUUGGAGAGAGUAAUAAACAAAUCACAUGUUUAUUGGAUGUUGGUUUAAAACCCCAAUCUGAUAAUAUCAUGAUCAGAGUAGCUGAAAUGUUUACAUCGAUACCUCUCAAACAAUGUUACAAAGACUGUAAUAAUAGAGGUCUAUGCGACUUUCUCAUUGGUAGUUGCCAAUGCGAAAUUGGUUAUGACCCCCAUGUGGAUUGUUCAUCAUUGGCGAAUAGAUAUCAACUACUCACCACAACAGUAUUUAAAAUUACAACAUCAACUCUAUCGACCAGUCAACCGAUUAGGGGUGUUAUAGUCAAUUUUACAACUGGAGUUCAAAUCAUUCGAGAAAUCGAUCAAGACAACUCAAUCAUUCGAUCAAUUUCGAUGGAUUCAGUAUCUUGGACACAAGUCAAUCAAACACAAGAUAAUCUGACAUCUUUUAAUGAAUCAAUAUUCCAUGGUACAAUCAACAAUCAAUCGACCAAGAUCCAAAUCAAAAUUGGUCAAUUCUAUAACACUACGAUCAGUACCUUUGCCGGUGAAGAUAUGCAAAUGCCAUCAAAUUCUCUCAAAUAUACUAUCAAAAUAAUUGACUGGGUAUGGUCAUCGCCAUACAACACUCUACAAGUUAUUUUCCAUUCAAGAUCAGAUUCAGUUGAAUAUGAUGAGUGUGGAGUCAAAAAAGCUUACAGAAGCAUAUCACCUGGUAAUCAAGUCAUAUGGACUCGAAUUCAAGUUGGAAGAACGCUCCUCAAUUGUAAAAUAGCGAGUCGAAUGAUUAUCGAUAACUCCACGAUGAUGCCAUCCAAAAUCACCAUUCUUCGAGACGAUGAUGCACUCUCUCAACAAAUCUACAAUCAAGGAUUGAAUCUUUUAACCACUUUCAAUAUCCCACGGUUCAGUGAAUCAGUUGAACUCGAUCCUGUUUUCAACGCACUCAUUCUUGAUGAUGACUCCAAUCUGCCAUAUCAAUGUACAGAAAAAAAAAAAUUCUUGUUUUAA
Messenger RNA from Cavenderia fasciculata, 1452 nucleotides. RefSeq names its product IPT/TIG domain-containing protein. The coding region runs from base 1 to 1452 and encodes 483 amino acids. The transcript has a single exon. The record is from RefSeq and is a predicted model, not a curated record. NCBI's taxonomy places the organism in Eukaryota, Evosea, Eumycetozoa, Acytosteliales, Cavenderiaceae.